Dioscorea cayenensis subsp. rotundata (Guinea yam) is the source of this 1101-nucleotide messenger RNA. RefSeq lists its product as uncharacterized. The transcript has 2 exons. The coding region runs from base 1 to 1101 and encodes 366 amino acids. NCBI's taxonomy places the organism in Eukaryota, Viridiplantae, Streptophyta, Magnoliopsida, Dioscoreales, Dioscoreaceae. The record is from RefSeq and is a predicted model, not a curated record.
AUGGCAGAGACUUUACUUGUAUUGGUUUACUGCAAUGGUUUAAUCACUACUAGUGAAGACACAAUUAUAUUUUCUUCGGAGUAUCAAUCAUAUUUUUAUGUCGAAAACGACAUCUCUUAUGAAAAUUUAAAGAGAUCCAUUAAAGAAAGCAUUGAGACUGCUGACAACCAAGGAGUUUCAUGUAUCAAAUACCGGCUCCCAAUUUCUUCAGGAUCCGGCAAGAUUUGCUAUCGGUCAUUCAAAUUGAGUAAUGACCGAGAUGUUCGGAUGAUGUUCGACUACCACAAAAGAAAUCCAGAUAUUGGCAUUAUUGAAUUAUACGUGGAGUUCCGUGCUGCAACUUUUGAGGGUUAUCAUUCCCAACAACAAACUGCCCCAGAUGAUGAAGUUCAACGCAAUAUGAGACGGGAGAGGAUUUCAUCACCAUCCGAAUAUGGCCAAUCUAGUGGAGACGAUGAGGACGACGAUGGUGACAGCUUUGGGGAAGACACUGAAGCAAGUGUUGAUGACAUUCAGUUAGAAGAAUGCAAUCUUGAAGAUGUUCCAAUAACCGGCCAUAAUUUCACGAUGGCACCAAUGGAGCCUCCAGCACAUAUGCGGACCCUUGAUUUGGAAGCAAUGUCUGCACAAGAAUUUCUGGAGUACUCUUUAUUUUAUGCCGACACAUUAAGCGGAGCAACAACAAAUGGAGAUCUUCAUGUAGGCAUGAGGUUUAGAAACAAAGAUGAUGCUGUGACCGCAAUUAAGCAUUACUGCUUACUUAAAUCUGUCGAAUACAAAGUUAUUGAGUCUGAUCUGACUCGAUACUCCGAUAAAUGUAAGUCAUAUGGCGAUGGGUGCAAUUGGAGGGUUCGUGCAUCCUACAGCAAGCGGAGACAGCUUUGGGAAAUUACAAAGUACACUGGGCCUCACACGUGUUCAUUAACAAUGAUUUCGCAGGAUCAUUCGAAGCUGGAUUCAAACAUGAUUUCUCGCCAAAUACAAGCACUAGUCCAACAGCAACCAAGCAUCAAUGUAUCGGUUUUAAUAGCGGAGAUCAAGAAUCGAUACGAAUACACACCGACAUUUAAGAUACCAAGAUGGCUAUCAGAGUUGCAAUAG